Messenger RNA from Cydia splendana, 1123 nucleotides. RefSeq lists its product as uncharacterized. The coding region runs from base 364 to 1116 and encodes 250 amino acids. The record is from RefSeq and is a predicted model, not a curated record. The transcript has a single exon. Lineage: Eukaryota; Metazoa; Arthropoda; Insecta; Lepidoptera; Tortricidae.
GUUUCCGGUACUAGAACUGUCAACACUACAGUGAUAAUAUCCAGUGAAAUUAAACGAACAAAAAUAGUUAUAGCGCACUUGGAACAGGGACUUCGUAACAAAACACGAGUAAAACUACUAAGAAGUGUUAACAAAUAAUCAGAACUGUGUUACUGUGGAAGAUCACUGAAAAUUAAAACCACGGAUCAUCGCGGAGUUGAGGUUAGAAACACAACAGACAAGACAAUAUUAUUACUCAUUGACAUUGUCAAACACCGCCAACAAAAUUGACGUUACAGUCAGUGUUGCCAACUGCAAUAAACAUUUCUACCAUUUUCUACUAUUACGUUCCAACAUACGCAAAUACAACUAAAUAAUAGUAAAAUGGAGGGACAAUUCCAAACAUUAUUUGAUAAUUUGAAGAUCGAGAUGCAAAAACAGAAUGAAGAUUUGAAACAAUCCGUCACAAAAAAUAUUUUAGACAAAAUGGAAGAGAAGUUAAUUCCUAUAGUGGAAGAAAAUAAAAACCUAAAGGUCAGAGUAGAAAAAUUGGAAAAAGAAAUAGAGUAUCUAAAAAAAGGAGGGAGAGAGAAUAAUAUCAUAGUAUUCGGCCUGGAUGAGAAAGAAACGUCUACCAUUGAGUUAUUACGGGAAUUUAAGGAAAAUCUGAAAAACGACUUAAAUAUUAAUAUGGAAGACUAUGAAAUAAACAAGAUCUAUCGUUUAGGUAAGAAAAACAGAGAAAGCAACAAGCCGAGGCCGGUAUUAUGUUCGUUUAUAAAUAACUGGAAAAAGAUGGAAAUCAUUAAAAACAAAAAACACCUAAAGAAAAUUCAUGUAUCUGAGGACUACUCAAAAGAAGUAUUAGAAAAGAGAAAAACACUACAAGCAGAUUUAGCUGAAGAGAGGAAAAAAGGCAAUAUAGCAUAUUUGAGACACGACAAACUAAUAAUAAAAGAGACCAACAACAACAGCCAAGAGAAAAGGAAAAGGGAAUCAUCUGCCUCACCCUCUGAUUAUAACAAUCAGCCUAAAAAGCAACUGACUGUAUCCACAACCAAGACCAACAGAACAAACGCUUUUGAUAGGAUGCGUUCCAGCUCUCUUUCUAAUAUAUCUACUACCAAAAAACAAUAGCAAUUAA